Sarcophilus harrisii (Tasmanian devil) is the source of this 4556-nucleotide messenger RNA. It is a transcript of the gene CTDP1, whose product is annotated as CTD phosphatase subunit 1. Gene Ontology annotation, cellular component: nucleus. The record is from RefSeq and is a predicted model, not a curated record. NCBI's taxonomy places the organism in Eukaryota, Metazoa, Chordata, Mammalia, Dasyuromorphia, Dasyuridae. Gene Ontology annotation, molecular function: RNA polymerase II CTD heptapeptide repeat phosphatase activity. The transcript is spliced from 13 exons. Bases 476 to 3592 code for a protein of 1038 amino acids.
CAUGAACCAGGGGAACUGGCGCGAGGUGACUCGCUGAGCACAGGGCGGGAAGAGCUGAACUAACCUCCUCCGCCCUGCCCUACACCAGAGAAGCUGGGAUUUCCGCGUUACUGUUGCUUUAAAUGGAAGCCGGGCCCUGAAUACGCAAGCGCGUACGGCUCUGCCUUCUCCCUCCGUGUUCCAUCCUCCCUCCCCAUCCUGACCCCCUCCUAAAGGAACAGUUACUACUUUUUUUCUCACACCUUCUUUCUAAUCUCUCCUUCCACUCCGCCUCCCUUUCCUUGAAGUCCCAGUUCUCCUCUCCCCCUUUGGGGGAGGGCUAACCCUCCGUUCGCUUCCUGGUCUCGAGCCGGCGGCGAGCUCGUUGCCAUAGCGACCCGACCCGCGCGCCCUGCUGCCCCCCAGCCCCCGGGAACUAGAGGCGGCGGCGCUGGAGCAGGGGAGCGGGCCCGGUGGACGCGCGGCCGGGAGGGUGAUGGAGGCGCCGGCGGACUCCAGCGGCGGCGGCGGCGUCGGGGACUCGGCAGCUGCCACCACCGCCAAGGGGGUAGCCCGGGCCGGCUCUGCUGAGGGCCCUGCGGCGCUGACGGCUGCCGUGACCGAGAUCCGCUGCCCGGGCCCCAGGCCGCUGAGGCUGCUGGAGUGGAAGGUGGCGGCCGGCACGGCGGUGCAGAUCGGUACGGUGCUGGCGGUGUGUCUCCCUAUCGUGCCUCCCGCAGGCGGGGAGGCGGGCGCACUGCCGCCUUGCAACGCGCGCCGGAGAGCCGGGGAAGGAGAGGGUGAAGGGGGAGGCGGCGGAGAGGGAAGCCCCCACCUGUGCGGGAACCAGCGCGGUGAGCCCUCGCCUUGCCCCGAGGCCGGCGCCUGUGGCCGGACUCAGCGGUUGGCGGAGCGCAGGGUGAAGUCGGAGCGGGCCGGAGUGGUGCUAGAGCUGUGUGUGCAGCGGGGACAGGUGGUCCCUCCAGGAGGUGUUCUGGUGAGAUUAGAAGGAUGUAGCCACCCAGUAGUUAUGAAAGGUUUAUGUGCUGAAUGUGGUCAAGACUUAACACAGUUACAAAGUAAGAAUGGAAAACAGCAAGUGCCAUUAUCCACAGCAACUGUCUCCAUGGUGCACAGUGUGCCAGAAUUGAUGGUUAGCUCUGAGCAAGCUGAACAACUAGGCAGAGAAGACCAGCAACGACUACACCGAAACAGAAAGCUAGUCCUCAUGGUCGAUUUGGAUCAAACGUUAAUUCAUACUACAGAGCAACAUUGUCAACAAAUGUCAAACAAAGGUAUAUUUCAUUUUCAGUUAGGUCGAGGUGAACCUAUGCUACAUACUCGUUUACGUCCUCAUUGCAAGGAAUUCCUAGAAAAGAUUGCCAAACUAUACGAAUUACAUGUUUUCACCUUUGGUAGCCGGCUUUAUGCACAUACCAUUGCAGGUUUUUUAGACCCUGAAAAGAAGCUAUUUUCUCAUCGAAUAUUAUCAAGAGACGAAUGUAUUGACCCAUUUUCUAAAACAGGAAACCUUAGAAAUCUUUUCCCGUGUGGAGAUUCAAUGGUUUGCAUUAUUGAUGACCGAGAAGAUGUCUGGAAGUUUGCGCCCAAUUUGAUAACUGUAAAGAAAUAUGUAUACUUUCAGGGCAUAGGAGAUAUUAAUGCACCCCCUGGAUCCAGGGAAACUCAAAUGAAAAAAAAAGCUGAAAUCUCAGAACAAACCACAUCCCUGAAAGAUGCUGAAGAUGGAAAGAAUGUUUCUUGUGUAGAAGAACAGAGUAAUGGCCUUGGGAAAUCCACAAAGGAAUUGAAUGGUAGUAAGGUUGUACACAGUGAAUCCUCCAAAUGGUGUUUAAGUUCUAGUGAUAAAACAAAUGAAAGACAGUCCUUCCAUGGUACCACUGAUCACAUUACAGAUGCUACUAGUACUAAUGAUUUGAUAACUGCUAAGGAAUCUCAGAUUUCUUCAGAAAGGGAUGAUAGAACAUUAUCAGAAAAAAAUCUUGGCCAAAGCAAUGCAGGUAAUGAUUUGGACUUUGAACUCUCUAGUGACAGUGAAAGUAACAGUGAAUUAGAUGGUCGCAAAUCUGCUUCUUCUGCAUCUGAUAGUGAAAAUGAGGAGAAGAGAAGCUGGAAGAAGUCAAAAGCUGCCCAAGAAGAGACUUCUCAAGAACAGGAAGGAAAAGUCACAACUGGGGAGAAAACAGUUGGAGUCAAUCAUUCUACAGAGUCUGGAUCUAGCAUAAAUCUUCAUGGCAAAGUCAAUGACCUUGAAGUACCAGAAGAAAAUGAACAAGAUGGCCUCUGUGAUCUGGGAAAUGGUUGUGCAGACAAGAAAGAAGCAGAGACUGAGUCACAGAAUAGUGAACAAUCUGGGAUUACAGUGGGUGAAUCUUUGGAUCAGAGCAUGGAAGAAGAGGAGGAAGAAGAAGAAGAUAAUGAUGAAGAUGAUCAUCUCAUAUAUCUUGAAGAGAUCCUUGUUCGUGUACAUAAUGAUUAUUAUACAAAGUAUGAUAAAUACCUGAAUAAGGAGAUCCAAGAAGCACCUGAUAUACGGAAAAUAGUACCAGAACUGAAAAGUAAGGUAUUGGCAGAUGUUACCAUCAUAUUUAGUGGGGUAUGUCCAACUAAUUAUCCAAUAGAAAGGACACGAGAACAUUAUCAUGCAACUGCACUUGGAGCUAAGAUCAAUAAGAAUUUGAUAUUGAAUGCAGAUGAUCCCAACAAGGCAACUCACCUCAUUGCAGCAAGGGCUGGCACAGAGAAAGUAAGACAAGCUCAAGAGUGUAAACAUCUCCAUGUUGUAAACCCUGAUUGGUUGUGGAGCUGCUUGGAAAGGUGGGACAAAGUAGAGGAACAACUCUUCCCUCUAAAGGAGGAUUACAUCAAAACACAAAGGGAAAACAGUCCAGCAACAUUUCCUGAUAUACAGAGUGCUUUUCCAACAGCCUUGUUCCAUCCAACACCUAUCCAUCCAAAGUGUCAACCUGGUCCAGAAGUUCGAAUUUAUGAUUCUAACACUGGGAAGCUAAUCAGAAAAGGGACUCAGAAUACUGGACAGUCUCUAUAUAUCCAGUCACCAGCUUCUCCUGUCACAUUACCAGUCCACGGGGAGCAUUCUUCUUUCAGAGUUGUUCAACCACAUCAACAACAGAUGUUUGGUGAAGAAUUGCCAACAAGUCAAGAUGAAGAUGAGCAGCCUGGUCCAUCCAGAAGAAAACGACAGCCAAGUAUGUCUGAAACAAUGCCGCUAUACACACUUUGUAAAGAGGAUUUAGAAAGUAUGGAUAAAGAGGUUGAUGACAUCUUAGGAGAAGGGAGUGAUGACAGUGAUACUGAAAAAAAGAAGUUAGAAGAAGAGGGAGAGCAACCCCAGAAGAGUGAAACGGAGAAUCUUGGAACAAAAAUUGAACAAAGAUCUGGAUCAUCAUCAUCAUCGAGUGAAAGAAGCCUGACAGGCAGUAUACCCAGAGGCCACAAGCGGAAGCUGAAUGAGGAUGAUGCUGCCAGUGAAUCCAGUAAAGAGUCCAGUAAUGAAGAUGAGGAGGGAAGCAGCUCAGAGGCAGAUGAAAUGGCAGCUGCACUUGAAGCUGAGUUGAAUGACUUCAUGUGAUGUCUGGAAGGGAGGAGGAUUUGUAAUUAUGUUUUAUUUCUUGUAACAGAUCACAGACUUCAAAUGAGCCCCAUAUGAUAGCACUCGGGUUUUGUUUUUUUUUUCCUUCCCUCAAAGCCAGUAUGUAUAUUUUGUAAAUCAACACAAAAAGGCGACACAUUACUUUACACAAUCAGAAAUAGGUGUUUUUAAGGUGUUUUACUACAGUCAAAGUAUACUUUUUUAAAUAGCAAAAGUGUUAAAAAGGGGAAAAGGGGAAUUAGUGUGCAAUGCCAAAGAAGUGUUGAAUUUUACAGAAUAUAUAGUAGUAGGAGGGUUUGUGAUUUAUUGAUACAUUGCAGGAUUAUUUUUUUUUCUUUAAAUACCACAGCACAUGAUUUGGGGUAAAGGAUUUCAGGGGAACAGACAAGAAAAGAGUAAUGAUGUAGUUAGAAUCUGAUGACCUAGUCAUGCUUUUUCACAGCUAAAGCUAUCAAAAAUAUAAAAGAGAUUUUAAAAUGCAAAACAAUUUAUAUUUGUAUAGAAACUGAAAAUGUGAUAUGCAGACUUCAUGAACUCUGCACUUGACAUCCACGUCACUUGCUUCUGAAAGAAUACAUAAUGAUCAAAUUUCCUAUUUUUAAAUUACUUUCUGAAAUAUUUGGGCUCUUUAGAAGACUAUUGUUUAGAUUUUAAACUUUGCUUCUGUGUAACCUGGAAUUUUAGCACAGUGUAUGUGCUCUGCCAUCCUGUACUGCCAUAAGGAACUUAUUCACGCAUUUGUUUUCUUCAUAAAAGGAAUAAGUGCUAGUUUAUCUUAGAUAGGAUUUUAUUUCUUUGGCUGAGAGAUCUGAUGUAAAGUUUUUGUAUAUUCUAUUUCAUAUUUGACCCACCAAACAGAUUUUUCUUUCAUUUAAUAAAGAUUCAUUUUGUAAAUUUCCUUCUCUUUUGUGAAUUGAAGUAAAUAGUGUGUGCAUUUUAUAAA